Molecule: messenger RNA, 675 nt
Organism: Gekko japonicus
Lineage: Eukaryota; Metazoa; Chordata; Lepidosauria; Squamata; Gekkonidae
Product: transcription factor HES-7.1-A-like
Exons: 4
Coding region: 1-675 (224 amino acids)
Biological process (GO): regulation of neurogenesis; anterior/posterior pattern specification; regulation of transcription by RNA polymerase II
Cellular component (GO): nucleus
Molecular function (GO): RNA polymerase II cis-regulatory region sequence-specific DNA binding; DNA-binding transcription factor activity, RNA polymerase II-specific; protein dimerization activity
Source: RefSeq, a predicted model, not a curated record
AUGAAGAUGACGAGCCAGAAAUGGGCAAGCAAGGAGGACAAGAAGCUGCUGAAGCCCCUGAUGGAGAAGCGGCGGAGGGACCGGAUGAACCAGAGCCUGGACCGCCUCCGCGUCUUGCUCUUUGAGGCCACGCAGGACGAGAGACUCAAGAACCCCAAAGUGGAGAAAGCAGAGAUUUUGCAAAAGACGGUUCAGUUUCUGAAGACGCAGCCUUUAUCAGCAACUAAGCACAAAGAGGAUGCCCUUUUGCAGAAGUACCACAGUGGCUACCGGGAGUGCCUCACCCAGGCCACCCACUUCCUGCGAGCCAGCCCGGGCAUCUGCACGGGCAAAAAGGCCUACCUGAUGGAGCACAUCUGCCACUGCAUGGAGAAGAUUGCUGCCAGCCCCCGGAGAGAGGUGCACCGGCCUCCGCCGGCAGCUCCCAACCCCACCUAUGAGCGGUAUAGUCCGGAUGUGUUUGCUGGGUGCAGCCCGCCUCUCGGGGGCGGCCCGGCAUACGUCCUGCACCCGCCCCCGGCCAGUUACUCUGCCAGCCAAGGACUCCAAGCCCGGAGCUCUGGCCCGGCCCAGCAAGACGGCUGCGCCCGGUCGCAACAGAACAAACUCUCCGAAACACAGAAUUCUGCGGUACAGUCUCCACAAGCGCUGAACGUCUGGAGGCCGUGGCCUUGA